UGCGGAUAAUUCAGGAUUCCCGAAUGACGUAAAUCUGAUUACCUUAAUUAGAACAAUUAAUCAGUACUUUAGCUAGUUCAUACCUGAGGAUUCUGGAUACUAUUAGGCCCCUUACAUAUUGCAGAAGAAACCUUCAAAAUGGCUCGGUGGUUUCCCUCGUUGAAAAAUCAAUUCAAGAAUAUCUUGCCAAUUAAGAAUUCACCGGCGAAAAUCCAGACGUGUUCUUCAUGUUCCUCGAGUGUCGAACAAGUUCAAGUGAAUGUUUUUGACCCGAAAACUCAUUCGGGACGAUAUACGGACGUUUUUAUCCAUACGAAGGACGGUUUGCGGGGUUCUUUUUACCUGACACUCAAUGGCACUGACGCAAAAGGAGCGUCACCUGAUUCUAGCAAGAAAAACUCUUUGUUUCCUGCCGUGUACCUGAUGCCAGAUGACGCUGGUAGUCUGGCUCAAGAACAAUUGCAAAUUUUCGGGAAUGAAUUUCAGUGUAGACGAAGUUUCCCGACUCCAGAUGGCGUGGAUGACGUGAAAUCAGUGGAUUUGCUGGGGGCAGCUUUCCGGGAUGAAACUGCGACGUUCGUUGAUCACAUAAAGGUUACGAUAAAUGACGAACAUGGGAAACGAUCCAAAAUAUUCCCCGUGAAGAAACACAUGAGAGCGUUCAACAAGAUGACCUUCGAUGCAGAGAAAUGAGACUCUGGGAAAUCAUUGAGCUGAUUUCAUAUGUCACGAAUCUUUUGAGUGGAUAAAGGCAUAUAUAUUCCGUCGAUAUGAGAUGCGUUUUUACCCGCAGCGAUUUUUGCUGUGAUUGCUUCCAUUUGUGGAGUUACGCAGGAUUUCUACAAUAUUUAUUUCAUCUGAGGAGGGAAUAAUAAACUACCGAAGCAUCUUA
Molecule: messenger RNA, 892 nt
Organism: Notodromas monacha
Lineage: Eukaryota; Metazoa; Arthropoda; Ostracoda; Podocopida; Cyprididae
Source: the annotation of a GenBank genome assembly